This is a messenger RNA of Hyalella azteca, 1004 nucleotides long. It is a transcript of the gene maf-S, whose product is annotated as transcription factor MafG. Lineage: Eukaryota; Metazoa; Arthropoda; Malacostraca; Amphipoda; Hyalellidae. The transcript has 3 exons. Gene Ontology annotation, biological process: regulation of transcription by RNA polymerase II. Gene Ontology annotation, cellular component: nucleus. The coding region runs from base 180 to 557 and encodes 125 amino acids. The record is from RefSeq and is a predicted model, not a curated record. Gene Ontology annotation, molecular function: DNA-binding transcription factor activity, RNA polymerase II-specific; RNA polymerase II cis-regulatory region sequence-specific DNA binding.
UCUUCAAUGUUUACGUUGGUUCUCGCAGUGUAGCCUCGCAGCCGUGUGAGCAGAUCUCAAGCUGAUUUUCACAAUGACUCAGCGCUUUCUUGAGCUCGAUCGUUAGCGUCGAAUUGUUGCCUUCUAUACUGACUGGCUCAGUGACGAGCUGCGGUGCCUUGUUUUAAGUCAUCGAUAAAAUGGGGAAGAAUGACCUGCCUCUGUCUCCACCUCCAGUGGAUAUCAGUGAUGAUGAGCUGGUCACCAUCUCUGUGAGAGACCUUAACAGACAACUAAAACUGCGCGGUCUCAACCGGGAGGAUAUUGUGAAGAUGAAACAGAGGAGGCGAACUCUGAAAAAUCGUGGAUAUGCUGCCAGUUGCCGUGUUAAGCGCAUUGAGCAAGUAGGGGACUUGGAGUCUGAGAAGACAGAUGAACAGCGCGAGAUGGAGAAGAUGGCCUCCGACAACACCAGCAUGCGCAUUGAGAUUGAUAAAGUCUAUCAGUACUAUGAAGCCCUCAAAACUUUUGCCUACCAGAACUCUAUCCCUCUGCCAGCCGAGCUUGAAACUCUCUGAAGCAUCAGUUAAUUCCUGAUGCAUUUCACUGCUCCAACUCUCCUGUUGUCCUUCAUUCUCAAUACAUUUUUCAUGUUAACUUACAUGUGGUAAAUCGUUAGUUCGUUGUAAAAUUAUUCACAUAUUUGGACUGAAAUUUUGACACAGUUUAUGGUAUUUUUUUUCAAGUUUCGAACUCAAAAUUGAAUCUUCAGUUAAUAUUCUGCCAUCCAAGUGAUAACUUUUCACAAAUAUAAGCGAAUUCCUUAAUAUAUGUAGUCAUUGCUGAUAUCAUGUUAUGAUGAUCAUGCAUUCUAAGAUUUUCCUUAGCUGUAAUAGGAUAACAUGCUUGGGCCCUUAAUCUAGAUAAACUUUCAGUUAAACUCUCACUGCUUUUUAAGCUACUGCUCUUUUCGUGACUGAAUUUUUUGGUACAAAUUAGGAUCAAUUAUUUUAUAAGGCCAAUUA